Molecule: messenger RNA, 914 nt
Organism: Erigeron canadensis
Lineage: Eukaryota; Viridiplantae; Streptophyta; Magnoliopsida; Asterales; Asteraceae
Exons: 3
Coding region: 91-684 (197 amino acids)
Cellular component (GO): mitochondrion
Source: RefSeq, a predicted model, not a curated record
CACAAAAGAAAUCUUUUUAAAAAAAUACUAAAACAAAAGAAAGAAAAACAAAAGGUCUAGAUAGAGAGAUAGAGUACAUACAGUGUAGCAAUGGCAGGAGUCACACCAUCUGCGUCAUAUUCAGGCUUUCUUAUCAAUAAAAGAACAACAUUCAUCAAUUAUUCAUCUCAUCCUUCUUUAUUAUUAUCAGGAUUAUUUACCAAAAGAAAAAACCAAUGCGGUGGUGUUAGGGCUAUCAAAGAAGAAACAAAUAAAAAAAUUAAUAAUAAUAAUAAUAAUUUCACUUCUUCAGAAGCAGAUGAAGUCACUCAGAAGUAUGGCCUUGAAGUUGGUUUAUGGAAGAUAUUUAGCUCAAAGGAUGACGAUAACCAGGGGACUAAAUCAAAAGGAGAUCAAGCCAAAGAGCUCUUGGCUAAAUAUGGUGGAGCAUAUCUAGCCACGUCCAUCACCCUCUCCUUGAUCUCUUUUUCCCUAUGCUAUAUUCUCAUUAAUGCUGGUGUUGAUGUCCCGGCGUUACUGCAGAAGGUUGGAAUUUCAGCCAAUGAAACUGGGGAAAAGGUUGGAACUUUUGCAUUGGCAUAUGCUGCACAUAAAGCCGCAUCGCCUAUAAGAUUUCCGCCUACUGUAGCACUCACACCGAUAGUUGCUAGUUGGAUAGGCAAGAAAGUUGAUAAAGAUAACUAAGUAAACACUCGGUGUGUUGUUGAGCAAACAUCACUGUGGUAUAUAUAUAUAUACUUGUUUCUGCAGUAUGUAUGAAUAGUAUGUAAUAGUGUUACCGGCUUAGCUAUUUUUGUACAAACAAGUAAAUUCUCGGUGUGUAUAUGAAUAGGAUUCAGUGCCAGCACAAAAUCCAUAUUGUACAAAAAAUUUCUCAGAAAUCAUUAUCUGGACAAUAACUAUGAUGAUACUUA